Molecule: messenger RNA, 1971 nt
Organism: Alosa sapidissima (American shad)
Lineage: Eukaryota; Metazoa; Chordata; Actinopteri; Clupeiformes; Clupeidae
Product: zinc finger protein 665-like
Exons: 5
Coding region: 192-1379 (395 amino acids)
Biological process (GO): regulation of transcription by RNA polymerase II
Cellular component (GO): nucleus
Molecular function (GO): RNA polymerase II cis-regulatory region sequence-specific DNA binding; DNA-binding transcription factor activity, RNA polymerase II-specific
Source: RefSeq, a predicted model, not a curated record
GACGACGAAUUCUUUGUGAAAGAUUUGCAGGAUUGUUUCAAGGAUACAAAUGCUUGCGGGAAUAAACACAUUUUCACGUUUUGUGCGACCUAAACAGAAGGUUAACUGAUCUCCGUCUGCAGAAUUGAAUUGAGUUUCUUACUUGAGGUUACAGAAAAUCUGCAUGGAAACAUCUAUGGUCCGUUGUUAACAUGGAUCUCGGGCUUCCGUUUAGUUCUGGCUGUAACGUUACUGAAAUGCAGCAGGUUGACCUACUGAGCAUGAUGGUAAAGCAAGAAGAUAUAAAAGAGGAGGAAUAUUGUCAUAUUCCUGCAUUUCAACAUGACGAAGAAAAGCCAUUUGUAGGGCUACACUGUGAAACUGACAUUGAGAUAGACGUCGCAGAGUCCAGCGGUACUGAAACACAACAGACAACGGCGGUUACGCUGAAGAAAGAAGAGGACGAAAAGGAGUUUGAUUAUAGAGACCCUGUGUCUCUGGCCCAGAUGAAGAGGGUAUCAGUGGUGCUGGUGGACUGCUGUAGGACACAAGGCCAGCAACGAAAGAAGGACAUGCAGACCAACAGAGAAGCACAUCAGCCAGAGACCACAUCAUCUUUGCAGCAAGGCACAGCAAAGCGUCUCGUCACAAAAAAAACGGCAGCUGUUUCCAAGGUGCUGCUGUGUGACGAUAAGGGCUGGAUGGCUAAUAUGGAAAGCCGCCUAGCCGCCAGGACAGCGGAUCUUACAUCAGAACGAGCUCGAGUAGCUCAACUGCUUGCCGAGAAUGCAAGUUUGAAAGCUGACCUGUCAGCCAGCAGAGCGGAGGCAGACCACCUCCGACGAGAGAUACAGGGGCUGAGAGAGGCCAGUCAGAGGGGGCUGCUCGUGGAGGAGAUGAGAGCUGGCAUAGGAGAGCUGCAUUCGGUUCUACGUAUGGUGAACUCUACGCCUGCGAGAUCAAUCCCCAGACGCGCCUCAACACCUGCACCAGAAGUAGAUUCUUCAGAUUGUCAGAUGUCCCCAUCGGCCCUUUCCUCUUCCUUAACAAACAGCAUCCAAAUGACCGGUCAGUGGGCAGACGUCAGCUUGCGUGAUUUUGGACCAGAAGACCAUGUUAGACUCCUCCAAAUGAGCUUCGGCCAAGUGGGCAGAUAUGGAUGCCUGCUCUUCAGACACAUUAUCUCGGAGGAGAACUACCAGGCAUGGAGCAAGACCACAAACUGGGAUGGUUCUAGAGGUAAACGAUCACUGCCUCAAAAUGUGAAGAGCUUCGUGGUUUCUACACUGAGGCGUCACUUUCCUGACAUGGACAGGGGGGAACUGAAAGAGUGUGUUGACAAGAUCAACGAAUUCCUGCGUACAACACGGAAGAAUUCCCAAGGACUCACUCUGCUCUAAUGACUCCAGAACACUGCACAGUAGACUGCGUUCCAAAUUAUUAUGCAAAAUACAUUUUUCUCAGAUUUUCCUAAAUAGUUGAUGCAAAUGACCGUCAGUAUAAUUUAAGUCAAACCGUUAGAGUAUAAUUUGAAUUUUAUUGAACAAACCUCACAAUGAUACGAGUUUGAAAAUUAGUCUUCAUGUAUUCCUGAGCCCACUGGAUGAUAUUGCUCCAUUAGAACUCAAGACAGCUAUGACCGAACAUAUCUUCUCAACAUCUGGAACGUCCAGCUUCAAGGGAAGGGGAACUUAAUUUGAUGUCAGAGUUUAGUUUGAUAGACUAUGAAACUCUUGUAAAAACUGUCCAGAACCUCAACUCCUCCACAUGUGGCAUAGACACUCUACCUACCAUUUUUUUUUAUAAUCUGUUCUUCACCUCAUAGCAGCUGAUGUGCUUCACAUUGUAAAUGCAUCAUUACUGUCUGGCACAUUUACUAAGUCCCUGAAAACAGCUGUUGUAAAGCCCCUUCUCAAGAAGAAUAACUCAGAUGCCACCAUGCUAAACAACUACAGGCCCAUAUCCAAUAUACCUUUUAUUGGCAAAAUUAUU